GAACAAUGCGGAAUUGGACAAGAGACUGUGAAGAUUGAAUCUACGGAAGUACCCCGAAGGCAAGAGACUUAGAACAAAGGCUGCGGCCCAUGCGGAAUAUGGACCAAAACCCUCUCCACCCAGUAUCAAUUCGCCUAUGGAGGCCACCACGUCUCCACCAUCCUACCCCUCCCUAUUUCCAGACCCACCCCUUUAAGCGCUCGACUCUCUUGGUAUUUCUUGAUUCAGACCGAUGUUCUCUUGCCACCUGUAGUACCGCCCUCCUCAGCUUCAGCGCUAUCAUGCUUCUUCUCAGAAUACUUGCGUGUUUGAGUCUUUCCGGGCACCCUCGAAGCAGUCAUAACAGGAUGGCAAGAGAACAUCGGUCUGAAUCAAGAAAUACCAAGAGAGUCGAGCGCUUAAAGGGGUGGGUCUGGAAAUAGGGAGGGGUAGGAUGGUGGAGACGUGGUGGCCUCCAUAGGCGAAUUGAUAAUGGGUGGAGAUG
Hyaloscypha bicolor E is the source of this 484-nucleotide messenger RNA. RefSeq lists its product as uncharacterized. The record is from RefSeq and is a predicted model, not a curated record. Lineage: Eukaryota; Fungi; Ascomycota; Leotiomycetes; Helotiales; Hyaloscyphaceae. The coding region runs from base 90 to 422 and encodes 110 amino acids. The transcript has a single exon.